AAAUAAACAUAUAGACAAAGCGACCAAAAUUAAUUACAUAAUGUAUGAAUACUUUGUCGAUAUCUGGAACAUGAGCCAUGAAGUCGUCGUAACUAAUGAAUGGGGCCAGGAGUUCCACCCUUCUAAGCUCUACUAUAAAGGGCUGUUAGGCGACUUGUGCCACGAAAAAGCAGAUGCUGCCGGCACCGUCAUGUUUACGCCUACCGAGCGCCUAAAGUACUUCAAGUUCCUGGUAAGCACCACCAAGGAAAUGUCGCUGCAUUUCAUAUUUCGGGCGCCGCCCCUGCCCUAUUCCCACAACCUGUUUGCCCUCCCUUUCGAUACGAAUAUCUGGAUCAGUUGCGCGAUUGUUCUGAGCCUUUGCGGCCUGGUCAUCUGGAUUAUCAUGAGCUGGGAGGCGAAAGUUGCGAGUUUUGCCGCCAAUCGCCAGAUGCACAAUGAAAAUGCUGCCAGUUUUCUGGAUAUUGUCAUGAUGCAGGUGAAUGUGUUGAAGCCGAAGAAUGUCCAGAUUUGGGAGCAAUUUUGGAGGUUCUAG
Molecule: messenger RNA, 535 nt
Organism: Dendroctonus ponderosae (mountain pine beetle)
Lineage: Eukaryota; Metazoa; Arthropoda; Insecta; Coleoptera; Curculionidae
Source: RefSeq, a predicted model, not a curated record